Pipra filicauda (Wire-tailed manakin) is the source of this 4150-nucleotide messenger RNA. It is a transcript of the gene LYPLA1, whose product is annotated as lysophospholipase 1. Gene Ontology annotation, biological process: protein depalmitoylation. The transcript has 9 exons. Gene Ontology annotation, cellular component: cytoplasm. The coding region runs from base 70 to 765 and encodes 231 amino acids. The record is from RefSeq and is a predicted model, not a curated record. Gene Ontology annotation, molecular function: carboxylic ester hydrolase activity; palmitoyl-(protein) hydrolase activity. NCBI's taxonomy places the organism in Eukaryota, Metazoa, Chordata, Aves, Passeriformes, Pipridae.
CUCCGCCGCCCUCCCGCACCGCCUCCCCGCUGCUGGCCCGUGUCCCGCGGCCGCCUCGCAGCCCGGUGUAUGUGCGGCAACAACAUGUCGGCGCCGCUGCCCGCCAUCGUCCCGGCCGCCAGGAAGGCCACGGCCGCCGUCAUUUUUCUUCAUGGAUUGGGAGAUACCGGGCAUGGAUGGUCAGAAGCGCUUGCAGGUAUCAAAAGCCCUCAUGUGAAAUACAUUUGCCCACAUGCGCCAGUCAUGCCAGUUUCUUUGAACAUGAACAUGUCUAUGCCAUCAUGGUUUGAUAUCACUGGACUUUCUCCAGAUUCACAGGAGGAUGAAGCUGGGAUCAAGCAGGCGGCGGAGAAUGUUAAAGCACUGAUAGAUCAAGAAGUAAAAAAUGGAAUUCCUUCUAAUCGAAUUAUUCUAGGAGGCUUUUCUCAGGGAGGUGCUUUAUCGUUGUAUACAGCUCUUACAACACAUCAGAAAUUAGCAGGUGUUGUAGCCCUCAGCUGUUGGCUUCCUCUACGGGCCUCUUUUCCUCAGCAGGGCCCUAUCAGUGGUGUCAACAAGGACAUUCCUGUUCUUCAGUGCCACGGGGAUUGUGACCCACUGGUUCCUGUAAUGUUCGGUUCCCUCACUGUUGAGAAGCUAAAGAGUAUGAUAAAUCCAGCCAAUGUAACCUUCAAGACCUACUCUGGCAUGAUGCAUAGCUCAUCUCUUGAGGAGAUGAUGGAUGUAAAACAGUUCAUAGACAAACAUCUACCUCCCAUAGACUGAAUUGAUCCGUGAGAAGCCUUCUAUAUAAAUACACCAGCAUCAACUGUGGUAGAGUGUUAAUCUUUUCAUAUGCCUGAUAGGAAGCAUUAUUUCUAUACCUGCAGUGUUACUACUGUGUUGCAAAUUUAUACUUAGGAUGAGGAUUAAAUAAUACAAAUGUACAAGAAAUGAUAAUCUUUUUAGUAUUCAUCACCCACUGGUGGGAACUAUAUAAAUGAGGGGACUAGGUAACAAUGACAGAAUGUAACCCUAAACGUACCAUUUUAAGAUGUCUGAUUUUUUUUUUUCUUUGAUUGCAGAAUUUUAAACUAUUUGUACAGGUAAUUAAAAACUAAAUUUAAGUGAGCCACACAGAUGUGACCAGUUUAGUUGUACUUGAGACACGGUUUGUUCUUAAUACUCGCUGAAAACAUAUAGCAGCAUUUAAGUAAUGAAUGCGUAAAGUACACAACGUGGAACACAGUGUACAUAAAGUACACAACAUGUAACGUAGUGGGCAUGGGUAGAAUAAAUGCUACUGAGAAUAAAGCUUUAAAGAUUGUGGGUUAAUUUUUUAACGGAUAAGGAGGGUUGAUCUAUAAUGGCUAGAAGUCAGCUAAGGUAUUUCUUAUAUUUAAAACACCUCCAUUUUAAAUUGUUCAUAUAGGUAGAUACUGUGGAAAUUCUAAAGGGACUCAUUCCUUGUUAGGCUGUCCUUUGUCACUUAUUGUCUGUCUUUGUUUUUUUAAACUUGUUGCAAAUGUUGACUUGGAACAGAAUUCUGAAGAAGUGCAUAGGAUCAAUUUGAGUUUGAUUAAAGAAGUCUUGUUUUCAUACUGAAUAUGCUUUAGUCAUUGUAGCUUUCAUUUUUGUGUGUAUUUCACAUGAGCAGUUACAGCAUACAGUUUUGAUUUUUUUUUUCCUCUCUGUCUGUUUGAACUAACUAACUGAAAAUAGCGUAGCUGUGUAGUUUUGUGUAUUGCUGGAAUCUCAUCUGCAACACACACAUUCACUUAUUUGAAUUAUUUUUGAAUAGAAAUAUUAGUGCAAUUUGGAUAUAACUUACCUAAACUUUAAAUUGAUACCAUAUAAUACUUUCUCUUAUUGAAUGUUGAGAUUUGGGGUUUUUUUGGGGUUUUUUUGGUUUUUUUUUUUUCUGAAAAGGAACAAAGCAUUUUAUUUUCAAAUAUAUCAGUCUGCAUUUCCCCAGAUCAGCAUAGCCUAGGAAUAUGAAGAUAUACCAUGGAAAAAAAAUUAAAUCUGCAAGAUACAAAAUGUUUCUUCUUUCAGAAGCUUAAAAUAGCAGGAUGCAGUGGGUUACAGGAAUUGAUGCACACUCAAUAGCUUUUUGCAUUUAAGAGCCACAAUUUACUUCUGGCAACUGCUCUUCUGUGGAGCUCAGAGGCUGUCACCACACUAGGAAUGCUUAACAUAAUGCACUACACUUUUUACUACAUAAUAUGCUGCAUAACAAUGUUCUAUACUAUGUUUUCAGUCAAAGAAUAUUCCUAUUUUGGAUGCAUCUCUCAUGUCAGCACUGUGCUUCAUACCUGUGUUUAAGGUACAUUUUCUUCUCCCAGCUUAAUCAAGGGGGUCCUCUUAGAGUGUAUAUGGAUUUAUGUCUGAGGCAUCUGCCAGUGCAAAUACAUAAGUGGGGAAUUAUACUUCAUUUUUAGGAAGCUGUUUUUCUCUUCUAAUCCAGUUGCUAUGGAUUAUGAAAUAUCACUUGAUACGUAAAAUUAAAAAGGAGUUUUCUUCCUAAAUGGUAAUGAAACAGUUUUAGAUACUCCAUCUGUGUAGUUAAGAGGGCAUGUUUAUUAACUUUGAAGUUUAAUUAGUCAUUUCUCUCAAUCACUCUCUUCUAUAGAUCUGCCAAUUUGUCUUUCAGUUAAUUUAGUUCACAGAAGAAACCAUAAUAUUCUUAUUGUAGUUGUGCCAAAGUUCUCUUGAGAAAACAGUAUGUUCUAGCUUGGAGUCAUUCCCAAAUUGCAUUAGGUAAUUUUGCAGUCCUGCUGAAUUGCAGUCUUGGUAAGCAAACUAUAUGGUAUUUCUCCUAGUUUUUAGAUUUAUUUUCAUUCCCCUGUUGUCUACAUAUUUCCCUGAAUAUUGGUGUGUUUCCAAAGUUCUUGGAUGAACUUAUAAUUUUUACUUCAUUACUUUCAUGUUCUGUUUGUAGAUUUGUUGAUAUGCUGUUCAGCUGUCUUAAGUUCUAAUUGACUGUGCCCUUAUUUCAUAUAUUCCUCCUUCUGCAAGAAUGAGUUUAAAAAAGUAUUUCUAAGACUUUAAAAUGAGAUCAGUCCUAACUUAAUUCUGUAUUAGCCUCAUAACACUUUCUUCAGUUUGAUGAACUGUAUUUACAGCUUGUGGUCAGUUUCUAAUACUUAUGCAUUCUAAUCCCAGUCAGCUUCAACUGUCAUCAUUGUGAUCCUUUCAGAUGUUUUUCUAUAAAUGCUUUUUAUGUGUUAACUUUGUUCAAAUACUCAGCUAUCAUAACAAGAUUCUUUUUCAUACUGCUGUUUUGCUGCUUGAUUUAUCUACAAAGAGCUGUUACCAAAGUAAAUAUCAGUAAAUGUUUUGACUUACUCUGAAUUUCUGUGUUCUAGGAAGAAUUCUCCUCAUUUUCUUUUUCAGGAGUGUAUGUUUAUGUUGUAGUUGGGGGUUGUUAAAGAGCCCAGAAGCUAGAGGAAACUUCAAGUCUGUAUCUUGUCCAUGAAACAGUGUGUAUCUCGAGCUCCUGUCUUUUGUAACUUCCUGGCUGGUUUGAAAACUUUGAGUAUGAUCUUAUAGCUGAACUUCAUCAUUACCUUAAGUGAUUUGAUGUUGGACUUAUUGUCAUAAUGCAUAUACAUGAGACUGAAUGAUGGCUCAGUCUGGUGGGGGAGUUUUCAUAGUGUUCUAUUAAAAUGGAGAACUUGGACUGUCAGUGUUCUAAAUAUGAAUGUCCCAUCAGCGAAUGUCCUACAAUUUGAAACUGUCCGAUAAUGAAGUUUAUUUUUUGUAAUCUUAGACUUUCCACCAAAGGAAGUGGUGUCUGUCAAAGGUGUGAAAACAGUGAUACGAAAAUACCUUGCUUGCAGAUCAGUUUGUUUGAACAGGCAUCUAACUUGCUAAUGUUAAUUUCAAAAUGGUACUUAAAUUUGACUGCAGUUUUGUGCAAUGAUAAGUCUGACUUCUUGUUGGAAUAUGUCGCCCACUUUUUAAUAAACAUGUUGAGUUAUAUAUUAUAAGCCAAAUCUUCCAGCCAUUCUUGAGGUAAACCUGUACUGGGGUCUGUACUGUGGUGAGGGCUGUAUGAUUUGGUCUCUUCCUACUAUUUUGUGUAAUUACAACACAGUAGAUUGCUAAAAGUACUGUACACUGUAACUGGUAUUAGAACUGUUAAUUAAAAGAUGUUCUCUCUAAUGGA